Molecule: messenger RNA, 861 nt
Organism: Eimeria acervulina
Lineage: Eukaryota; Apicomplexa; Conoidasida; Eucoccidiorida; Eimeriidae
Exons: 1
Coding region: 1-861 (286 amino acids)
Source: RefSeq, a predicted model, not a curated record
AUGAAUUUGCGACGAUCUGUUUGUCUAAUUUCGUUGAGUCUGGUGGCUUUAUAUGUUCCUAGUGAGAAAUGGGUUUCCGCUUCUGAGGAGCAGGAAGACGCUGAUGCAGCGGAUGCCGGCGACGUCGAUGUAGCGGACUUUGACUAUGAAGAAGAAUUCUCUGGUGCUUCUAAAACAGAUGAAAAUGAACAGCAGCAACAGAAGCAAUUGUACGAAGAAGAAGAAGUAGAAGGAGCAGUAGAAGAACAGCUGUUGCUGGAUGGAGACGACCUCGAACCUGCACCAACGAAUGAGCCUGAAGGCAACACGGGUGCCCCCGAGAAGGGAGAGGAAGUUGAAGAACUAUUAGGUGAAGAAGAUUUAAACGAUAAGGAAGAGAACAUGAAAUUUACUGGAGAGCAAAAGACAGACGAGGAAGCAGCAGAGAACGAAAGCGACAGCACAUCUAGCAGUGGAGCGACAGUGUAUAACGGACAAGAAGUACAACUUGUAGACGAAGAAGGAACAGCAUUAGAUGUUUCUUCCCUCGCCAAGCAAGACGAAUAUGUAGGCCCAUCAGUUACGGAGUUUGUUGAUAAAGCACCUACGUUCAAGAAGGAGAAGGAAGAAAAGAAGAAACGAAAAGCAGAGGCAAAAAGUCAGCGAGAAAAGAACAACCCAGUAGAUAUCUAUGAACAAGAGUUGGAGGUAUUCAAAUCUACACAAGAGAAAAACAAAGACAGAUUCAAAGAUUACGUAGAAAACGCUGAAGCAGACUUACAAGCCCCCGAAGACCCUGGAUUCUGGAAGAGGAUUAAGCGUUUCUAUGACAGAGGUAUGACAAAACUUGUUGAAAAAUAUGGAUCACAGGAUGUAGAUUAG